ACAGAAAACCUGAAAACCGACAAGCCAUUGCCAAUAUCACGAUCGACUGAUUACUUCGCAUUGGGAUACAAAGAAUCGAACAAAGUACCACCAGGAAGAGUGUCUUUGUUGCAAGCCAUUAAUUUCAUCACAAAGCAUCAGCAACAACCAGAAGUAUGGACUAUCGAAAAGAUAGCGGAAGAGAAUAAAAUCAAGCCCGAAGUCGCAAAGGACAUCAUUGACCAUUUCCGUGCGUUUGAGGUUCACAUGUCGAAGAAUGUUGAGCAAAGGGAGGUGCAACAGAUUCAAGCCAAUUUGAAAUUGCUUGGCGCAAAGAGCAAAGACAAAUAA
This is a messenger RNA of Sitodiplosis mosellana (orange wheat blossom midge), 330 nucleotides long. RefSeq names its product protein NDUFAF4 homolog. The annotation marks the transcript as partial. The record is from RefSeq and is a predicted model, not a curated record. Gene Ontology annotation, cellular component: mitochondrion. Gene Ontology annotation, biological process: mitochondrial respiratory chain complex I assembly. NCBI's taxonomy places the organism in Eukaryota, Metazoa, Arthropoda, Insecta, Diptera, Cecidomyiidae. The transcript has 2 exons.